Molecule: messenger RNA, 5769 nt
Organism: Gambusia affinis (western mosquitofish)
Lineage: Eukaryota; Metazoa; Chordata; Actinopteri; Cyprinodontiformes; Poeciliidae
Gene: fam184b
Product: family with sequence similarity 184 member B
Exons: 18
Coding region: 1252-5187 (1311 amino acids)
Source: RefSeq, a predicted model, not a curated record
AUUUUCUUCAUAUUUGUUUGUGAUCCGACAUUUGGAGCCAACUGGUUUUCCAGUAUCGGUUUUAUUAAGUGGACCCAAGAAUGUGCUGCACAGGGAGCUCCUUCUGUACAGAAGAGAAGUCAAAACCAUGUGGCAUAGAUAGAUGCAUAGUAUGGAUCAAAGCUCAUUUUGGCACCAGCAACUUAAAUAAGGGUUAGCGGUGCUAAUCAAAGGUGGAUGUGCAGCAGAGUACAGGAGUUGAUCAGUCACAUUUUGUUCUGUGCCAGUGAAACAAAAGGAGUGGUCACUAGCAGAUAACCAUCCAGCUGUUUAAACUAGUAUUUUCUUAACUGGAGAACUGAGUUAUGUUGCUUUCUCCUCUGUCAAUAUGAGCGUAUUUUGAUUCACUUAUGACCCCAACAGUAAAAUACACUGGAAAUUCUGGCUUUGCUUUGCCAACCAAGAAUAGGACAUGGACCCCCAAAUGGUCACCCCUUUUGUUAACUGCAGCCGUUCCUGUGCAUGUCCUACAUUUCACUGAAAGCUAUCCCAAGAGUAAAUAUGCGAUUCAAAACAAUGAGAAAUCAUCCAUUCCCCCAUGUUUUCUGGAUUUGCUGUGUUUUGUCCAACUCUUUCAUUGGUCCUUCCCAUAAAUCUCCUCUGGGGGUGUUUUCUGUCAAAUGCUAUCACAAUGCAUACAUUUGUCUCGGCUUUCCUAUAGCCCCUGUGUAUGUUUAUCCAACUGAUCACACGGACCCCGGAGACCCUCCUCCUCCUCCCUUCCGUACAGCGAUCAGGGGCGGGGCAGCACUGCAGCAGUGAGCCUCUCCAGCAGCUGUCUCCGGUAAUGUUCCACAGAUACACACGCCCCUCUCCGCCCCGGCCCCCAGACAGGUGGUCGGACUGUACGCUCUCAUCCUCCCUAUUAGAAUAAGGAAAAAUAUAUACAUCUGCUGGCAACAGGACAGGCUCGGCUGGCGCAAGCGCGUCCCCGAUGGACUUCCAGCGUGUGACCUCCGCGAUCACCGGGCGGCCAGCAGGAGGAGAGCGGGGCAGCAACCGGAACGCACCAGGAGAGCCCCGACGAUCUACCGCCGGAUUCCUGGAGAUGCCGAGAGAGGAUCUGCGCGCGGAGGGAUGAGAUGCACGAGUAGGAAGCUGACACGAUUUCCGUGGGAUUUUUCAUCCGCGAGGCGGAAGGAUCAUUUCUGACAAUCCUUGGGAAGUUCCCCUGGGAGAGAGAGAGAGAGAGAGGUGGUGGGGGGCUCCAUUAUGGCUACAGGCGCCGGUAAGGCUGCACAGUCCCCCGGGCCGGGCUCCACCGUGAACGGGACUGCGGCAGAGUUGGCCACCAUCGAGCAGGAGCUCUAUGACUACCAGAUGCACAGCAAGAUGUGCAAGAAGAUCGCUCAGCUCACCAAGGUGAUUUACUCGCUGAACAUGAGGAAUGAGGAGCAGGAAGCAGCCUUGCAGGCCUUAAGCCACGCUCACCAUGACGAGCUGCACCGCAUCCUGAUGGAAACGUGCCACGAAGGAGAGGGGUCGGUCUUAAGGACACGCCUCCUUGAGCUACAGGAGUCUCUGGAUGAGCAGCAGCGAGUUGGGGCUCAGGUUCAGGCAGACUUUGAGUUCUUCCGCAUCCAGGCGGAGGAGAGGGAGCGCGAAACUGAGGCGGAGCUGAGGAAAGAGUUUCAGGUGAAACUCCGGGCUGCCGAGGAAGGACUCCUGGAGGCCAAGGCCGACCUGAGCGCCGCGCAGGACGAGAGCCUGAGACUGAGCAAAGACCUGAAGACCGCGGGCGAGCAGAUCCAGGAACUGUACGCCAAAUGUGAGGAGCUCCAGAAACUGGCUGACGAGGGCAAAACGAGGAAGGAGGAAGACAGGGAAAGAGAGGAUGAGGAGAAGGAGAAGCAGGAGGACUUGGAAAGAGUGAAAGCCCUCCUGGAGGAGCUGCGGGUCCUGAAGGAGGAGAGGGAGCGAGCGGAGGAGGAGAAGAGGCGAGCGGUCAGAGAAGAGCGGGAGCAGUGGGAGCAAAAAGUGAACGACCUCCAUGAAGAGAACGAGGAGAUGAGGAAGAAGACUGAGGCGGAGUGGAGAGAGGAGCGGCAGCGGUGGGAGGAGAGGGAGGAGGAGGAGAAGAAGGGGAUGCACAGCGCGCUGCGGGAAAGAGUGAAACGGGCUGAGGCGGAGGUCGAAGGUCACCUGGAGAGACUUUCUGAGAGCAAAAGGAGCACAGUGAAGCUUCAGGAGAGAAUACAGGACCUGGAGGAGGAGCUGGAGCUGGAUCGGAAGCGGGUGUCGGAGGCGGAGGCCGUGGUUAAACGGGCGGAGGAGGAGCUGGCUGUCGCCAAGGAGAGGCUGCUGCUGCAGGAGGAUGAGCUGCAAAGCAGAGCAGAGGAGCUGCUGAACCGUGGGUGCUGUGAGGUGUGUGUGUGUGCUGAGCUGGAGGAGCUGAAGAGCCAGGUGAACCGCCUGCAGAGCAGGAACAGAGAGCUGGAGCUACAGAGCAGCGGCAGAAACAGCGACCACGCCCGACAAAUACGCCAGCAUGCUGAAGCCCUGUCCAGUUUGCGCUCAGAGAUGGUGAGAGCCCAGACCGAGGAGUUGCGUCGCAUCCAGAAGCAUGCCGACGACGAGAGGGACAAACUGCUGAAGGAGAUGGAAAAGGAGAGGGAAAGCUUGCAGAAGGAACGGCAGCAAGAAAAAGACCAGUUUGAGAAGGAAAGAAGCAAAAUCCGCAGAGAAAGAGACGAAGAAAAGGAAGCGCUCCAGAAACAAGUGGGGGAGAUCACAGAACGUAUCAGGGGGGAGAAAGAGGAAGAGGUGGACCGGCUGCGCAAAGAACUGGAAGUCGAGCGGGUUCGGAUUCGGUCCCAACUGGACAAGAGCAUGGAGCAGGUUGAUGCGGAGAGGGCCAAUGUGCAGCAGAAGCUGGAGGAGGAGAAGAAGAGACUGGCGGAGAAGGCUGAGGAGGACAGAAAGCGGCUGAAGGAGCAGGUGCGGAAGGCAAUAGAGGAGGUGAUGAGGAGGCACGCAGCGGAACUGAACAAUGUCCAAGAAGCGCUGAGUUCAGAGAGGAAGACCAACCAAGAGGUGUGUGCGCGUUUGGAAGAUGAGAGACGGUCUGCUGAAGAGCUGCGGAAAAGUCUGGAAAGAGAGAAGGAUGAGCUGAGGGCAAAACUGAAGGAUACCAACGCUGAGAUCUCCAGGCUGGAGGCUGUGAUCCAGCAGAACGGCGAGAAGGAGAAGGUGGCUGGCGAAGCUGCACCAUCGUGCGGUCCCCGGUGCUCUCGCCUGGAGGAGGAGCUCGGUCAGGCCCGGAGUCGGCUGGCUCGAGCUCAAGAGGAGGCCGAGAGACAACGUGACAGGCAGCAGAGAGAGAUAGCCUCCCUGAGGGCGGACAAGCAUCGGCUGGAGGAUAAAGUCCUGGAACAGAGCCGAAUGAGCACAGAGAGGAACCUUCUGGAGCAGAGCCAGCGGCACAUGGAGGACCGCAUCAGGGCAGAGUGCGAGGAUCGUCUCAGAGCAGAGUUCAGGAUAGAGAUGAACGCUGCAGUCGCUGAGAGUGAACAAAGGUGGCAGGGCAAAGAGCAGGAGCUGCAGGCCCAGGUAUCAGAGCUGCAGGCUCAGCUGACUGAGCUGCAAGCACAGCUGUCACAGAUGCAGGCCGAGAAAAAGACGGCGGGACAGGAAGAUGACAGCAACGCCAACCCUGAAAUCGACAAGCUGAAGAAAGAAGUCCAGGACACCAAGGAGAUAAACAAGAAACUGAGGGAACUGCUGCAGGAGCCUCAGAGCCAGUCCUUGGCAGAGGAGAGACACAGUCACGCCAUGGCGCUGCAGGCUUUGGAGAAGCAGGCCAAGGAAGAUCUUCUAUCUGAGAUCAACCGACUUCAGACAAUGCACCACCUGGAGCUGGACAAGCAGCGUGCCGAGCUGACCCAGCAGCACACCGAGUGGAGCCGACAGAUGACCCAGAGACACAUGCAGCAGAUAGAAGACCUGCAGGCCCAACUACAAGCACACACGCAGAUGAUGGCCCUGCAACAGGACCUGAAGCAGCAGAACCAGUACCAAGUAUUUGAGCGACAGCUGGACGAGAGCCGCUGUGCCAUGCUGGAGCUCCAGAGAGAAAACACGGCACUGAAAAAGCAACUGCAGGAACGGUCUGUGAAGAAGAAUUCAGAGGUCGAGGAGAAGGAGGAGGAGAGCACAGACAUGAAGAAGAACAGAGACGCUCAGCUGGAGGAGGAAGCACAACACCUGAAGGAGGAGGUGGAGAAACUCAGGGUGGAAAUGGAGAAACUCGAGGAGUCCCAGAAACACUGGGAGGAGAAGAAAGAGGAUGACCUGAAAGAGGAGGAGGUGGAUGAGGAGAAGAAGAAAGAGCGAGAGGAGGAGAAAAGAAAAGAGGAGGUAGAGGAGAUCAGAAGGGAGCACAAGAGGGAGAUGCAGAGUUUGGUUUCGGAGUACAGCAGUGCGCAGAACCACUUGCAAGCUCGCAUAGUGGCUUUGGAGAACGAACUGCGGGAGCGAGAAGAACGCUGCAGGAGGAGGGAGCCUCGAUGUGACGACAUGUCUCUAGGGAGACUCCAGGAGCGGCUCAUGGAAAGAGAUCAGCUCAUUAAACGCUUAGUGGAAGAGAGGCAUCAGCUGCAGCUCCACCCUCCCGUCGCCGGGGACAACAGCACUCUCAGGCUCCGUGACAGCAAGUCCCGCCCCGGCAGCGUCACGCCAACUAUGAGGAGAAAGGAUGGGGAGUCUCCCCCGCGCGUCACCAGCAUCCCCAGCACCGCUGCCUACGACAGGAGCAUCUUCCUUUCCCAUUCCUCUUCAUCGUCUUCCUCCUCCGUGCAUCCACACUCCUCAACACUUCCACACCAGUCCAGCUUCCAUCCCCACGUCUCUCCCCACUACUCCACCUCCUCUCUUCCACACAAGCACACCUCCCUCUCCCUGAACCAACAUUCCUCCCCAUCCCUCCCUCGCUCCCCCAGGUCCCGGACAUCCUGCAUCCCGCCCACCCCGGCGCCAACCGCUCCUCUGCCCGUCUGCCCCUCAUCUCAGACGGGCAUCCGAUACGUGUCCCCCUCCUGCCAGGAGCCACACUCGUACAUGCAGGCCCAGUCAAUCAGGGGCCCAUACCUGGAGCAGAGGGGGACAGAAGGGCUGAAGCAGGAGUGGUUCACCAAAUACUUCUCCUUCUAAGCACAAAUACACACACACACACACACACACGCACACACACACACAAACACACAAAGAAGAUGCGAAAACAUCUCAGACAAGAUUCAAAGCUUCUUUUACAGAGACAGACUGAUAAUAACAAACACACACACACCCAUGCAAACAGACAAAACCUUUAAAGCACAGCAGUUCACACAGUCACCCACAGACAUAUUUAUGGGCUCAUCACCAGCAAGGCCAUCUCAGACAUUGCCUCAAAGCUCAACCAAAAAGUGCUUCUCAACACAUGCCUGACCUCUCCUCAGAACAUAAGCCUGCCAGAUGAAACUUUCUAUAAUCUGUUUUUUUUUUAAAGGCAGUCUUCCUUUUUUAACGCAGCUGUUUUUCUUGACCCAUCACAGAGUUACUUCAGGCAAGUGAGCAUUUUUUUUUUCCUAACCAACAACAACCAAGUGUUUCAUCUAGUGUGGAAGCGGUUAACAUAUUCAGUCCAGAGCCAACAUAAAGACGGACACACGAAACCCACGAUAUCAUGUUUGUUUCGAUGCAAAAAUGUAUGAUACUCCUUAAUGAAAACGGAAUAAACAUAUUUUGUUUUUGUAA